Paramecium tetraurelia is the source of this 180-nucleotide messenger RNA. RefSeq lists its product as uncharacterized. NCBI's taxonomy places the organism in Eukaryota, Ciliophora, Oligohymenophorea, Peniculida, Parameciidae. The transcript is spliced from 2 exons. The record is from RefSeq and is a predicted model, not a curated record.
AUGAAAGUUGAAGUUUAUUAAAGCAAUUUAAAUAUCAUUCAAGAUUCUUAUCUCUGUUCUACCAAGAUGCUUUUUCAUGCAUUAAUAGCCAUAUUAGUACAUAAUUAAAAAGAGCAAUCGUCAAAGCUAUCAAGCAAACUGGAGGAACCAAAAUAGAUGCUGAUCUAGAGAAGGUUUUGA